AUGGUCAACAAGAUUAUCGCUCUCCUCUUUGUCCUCUCCAUGAUCGUCGCUGCCUCUGCCAGCCCUGCUCUUGACAAGCGUAGCUCAUGCCAACUUGGUGGUCUCUGGAGCGGUGGUGGUGACGCCUUGUGCAGCGCUCACUGUAUCAAGCAAGGCAACAAGCAUGGUGGCCACUGCAACAAGAAGAAGGUCUGCGUCUGCAACUAA
This is a messenger RNA of Lichtheimia ornata, 207 nucleotides long. RefSeq lists its product as uncharacterized. The record is from RefSeq and is a predicted model, not a curated record. Bases 1 to 207 code for a protein of 68 amino acids. Gene Ontology annotation, biological process: defense response; cellular response to oxidative stress. The transcript has a single exon. Lineage: Eukaryota; Fungi; Mucoromycota; Mucoromycetes; Mucorales; Lichtheimiaceae.